UUUGGCCAUCCCGCUACCCGUAGAAGAAUGUCAGCUCACUAGCUCGAGACUCCGCUUUACUUUUGUUUCUCAUCAUUUACGGCCUUUCUUCAAAAAUAAGUCAGUAUGGCUUUCCAAUGUCAGCGGGACUGCUAUAUGAAAGAGUUUGUCACAACUGUAGCGUCCUGCUGUCCUGCGGAGCUCAAGCAGGAAAUUGGUGGAAAGAAAGAAAGUGUGAGUGGAUUCACUGUCAAGCUGCAAGACACCAUCUUAUUCCCUGAGGGAGGCGGCCAGCCAGAUGACCACGGGCUCAUAACGGACAUCCCCGUUUUGAGGGUGACCCGACAGGGCCAAGACGCCGCUCACUUUGUGGCCUCGCCCCUGGAAGUUGGUCAGGAGGUGCGAGUGAAGGUGGACUGGGAGAGGAGGUUUGACCACAUGCAGCAACACUCAGGACAACAUCUGAUCACAGCCCUGGCAGAAAGCAUGUUUGGACACAUGACCACAUCUUGGGAGCUUGGACGUCAGAGAAGCACCAUUGAACUGGACACCCCUGUUGUUAAAGCAGCCCAAGUACAAGCACUGGAGGAAGCUGUCAAUGAGAAGAUCAGAGCUCACAUCCCAGUCAAUGUUAAGCUACUUUAUAAUGACAGCCCUGAGUUGGAAAAGGUGAGGAGUCGAGGACUGCCAGACGACCACGCGUGGCCAAUUCGAAUUGUUGAUAUCGAGGGAGUCGACGCCAACAUGUGUUGUGGAACGCACGUGUCGAACCUCAGUCACUUGCAGGUAAUUAAGCUGCUGGGGACAGAAAAAGGAAAGAAAAAUAAAACCAAUCUGAUAUUCCUGGCGGGAAACCGAGUGCUGAAAUAUGCAGAGAAGAGCUACAGCACCGAGCGUUCUUUGGUGGCUCUGCUCAAAACUGGCCCAGAUGAACACGUUGAGGCUGUGGACAAGUUGCAAAAGUCUAUGAAGCUUGUGCAGAAAACUAACUUGAACCUACUUCGUGACAUGGCCCUUCUCAUCGCUCACAACUUUAAGAAUGAUCCACGCAGAGGGAAUUUCUUCAGUUUGCACAGAAAAGAAGGGGACCAUGAGUUCAUGAACAUCAUCGUCAAUGAAAUAAACACACAGGAAACUUUGGUUUUCCUGACGGUUGGGGAGGAAAAGGGGCCAGGUUUGUUUCUGCUAGCUGGACCAAGUGAGCAAGUCACACAGUUGGGACCACGGCUGUUACAGCUGCUUCAAGGGAAGGGAGCCGGAAAAAAUGGCCGCUUCCAAGGCAAAGCCAACAGCCUGGCGCGAAGAGGGGAGGUGGAAGCUUUCUUGCAACAACGCUGCAACCAGUUUAACUUGCAAGAAGAAUAAAUCCAUCUUAACAUAG
Molecule: messenger RNA, 1360 nt
Organism: Hippocampus comes (tiger tail seahorse)
Lineage: Eukaryota; Metazoa; Chordata; Actinopteri; Syngnathiformes; Syngnathidae
Gene: aarsd1
Product: alanyl-tRNA synthetase domain containing 1
Exons: 12
Coding region: 106-1344 (412 amino acids)
Biological process (GO): regulation of translational fidelity; tRNA aminoacylation
Molecular function (GO): Ser-tRNA(Ala) deacylase activity; ATP binding; aminoacyl-tRNA ligase activity
Source: RefSeq, a predicted model, not a curated record